Molecule: messenger RNA, 2511 nt
Organism: Funneliformis geosporum
Lineage: Eukaryota; Fungi; Glomeromycota; Glomeromycetes; Glomerales; Glomeraceae
Source: the annotation of a GenBank genome assembly
AUGAAUAUGAUUGACUUUGUUAAACGUCCUGGUCUAGGCAGAAAAGGUCGUGUUAUAAACGUUAGGGCAAAUUAUAUUGAAAUUUCUUAUCUGCCUUACACAAAUAUUUACCACUAUGACGUUAUAAUUACACCGGAAGUUCCUCCUUCUUUAAAUCGAAGAAUUUAUUGCGAGCUUGAAAGUUUACAAGCAGAUGUUUUUGAACGUUCGAAACCUGUAUUCGAUGGCCGUAGAAAUAUUUUUACUGCUAUCCCGUUACCUUUUGAAGCGGCUACUUUCGAUAUAACUCUUUCAAUAGAUAUCACACCACUUGGUGAAAGACCUCCGUGCUCUUUUAAUAUCAAAGUUAGGAAGGUGGCUGUAAUUAAUAUGGAAAUUCUUCAUAGAUUUCUUGAAGGAAAAUGCAGCAGUUCAUCGAUGAAUAUUUUGCCUGGAAUUAUGGCACUUAAUGUAUUAAUUCAUUAUAAACCGUCAAUAAUGCAUGUAACACAUAAUGAUGACGAAAUUAUUUAUGCAAAAUAUAAAAGAUCGUUUUACACAAAUCAAAUCUCACAACCUCUUUAUGGUGGUGCAGAAGUUUGGCAAAGAUAUUAUCAAUCUAUCAAGCCUACGUCCAAAAAAUUGAUGGUCAACAUUGAAGUAAGCGGUACUGCUUUUUAUGAAAAUUGUAGUUUAAUACAGAUGGUUGUAAAAUUACUCGUCAAACGACACCCUGAUGAUCUUAGAAGAGGAAUUCCAGAUAGAGAUCGUGUGAAACUUGAAAGGGCUUUAAAAAAUAUAAAAAUUCGAGUCACUCAUCUUGGAAGUGCUUCCAAGCGAUUGUUCAAGAUCGUUAAACUAACCAAUACUCCAGCUUCAGGUACUAAAUUAGAAAUUGAUGGUAAAUGUACCGACGUUGCUUCAUAUUUUCAAGUGACCUACAAAAAACCUUUACUCUACCCAUUCCUUCCUUGCGUUAUCGUCCGAAAAGACACAUCUAUACCAUUAGAAGGACAACGUCAUUUCCGUAAAUUGAAUGAAAGACAAACAGCGGAUAUGUUUAAAUUGAUUUGUCCACAACCUCAAGUCCGUGCAAAUAAAAUUUUGCAAGGAUCAGAAAUUCUCAAUCAUCAAGAUAACGAGCGUUUGCGCCGAUUUGGUAUGCAUAUUUCUGAUGAAAUGGCCGUGGUUGUAGCCAGAAUAUUGCCGGCACCAAGAUUACAAUAUCAUCCCUCUUCUCGUGAUGCUUCCUUCGUUCCAAAGGAUGGCUCAUGGAAUAUGCGCGAUAAAAAAGUCGCUACCGGUGCAACACUUGGUUCUUGGGCUGUUGUUUCUUUCGGAAGAUACGAAUUGGAAGCAGUACAAAAUUUCAUUAGAGAAUUAGUUAAUACGUGUUUUGAUAUUGGAAUGAAUAUUCCAAAUAAGUCUCCAACUAUCCAACAAGGUAAUCCAAUGGGAAAUAUUGAACAGAUUUUGAGGCAAGCUUGGGUUAAGGCUGGAAACAUGUCCAAAUCACCACCUCAGUUAAUUGUAUGCGUUCUUCCGAACACUGGCGUACCAUUGUAUGCUGAAAUUAAACGUGUAAGCGAUACAGUAAUUGGUGUUGCUACUCAAUGUGUUCAAUCCAAACAUGUAUAUCAAGCAAAGAAACAGUAUUGUGCUAAUGUUUGUUUAAAAAUGAAUGUUAAACUUGGUGGCAUGAAUUCGUUCAUCGAACCAAGCCUAGUACCAUUUAUUACAAAACGUCCAACUAUGAUAAUGGGUGCAGAUAUUACUCAUCCUGCUCCUGGCGGUGAUAGUUCUCGUCCAUCUAUUGCUGCUCUAUGCGCUUCAAUGGAUGCAAAAGCAUCUCGUUAUGCCACAUCUAUUCGCAUUCAGGGAGGAAUGGUUUUGAUCAUAGCAGACUUGAUAGGUAUGGUCAAGGAAUUAUUAAAAACCUUUUACCAGACCUGUGGAAGAAAACCAGAAUGUAUUUUGUUUUAUCGAGAUGGUAUCUCAGAUAGUCAAUUUGAACAAGUCAUAGAUUUCGAGGUAUCGGCAAUAAAAGCCGCAUGUUUAGCACUUGAAUCGAAUUAUAAACCAACUAUAACCUAUAUAGUUGUUCAAAAACGUCAUCACACUCGCUUUUUUCCAAUGAAUAAGGAAGAUUCAGAUAGGACAGGAAAUUGCCUUCCAGGCACAGUUGUUGAGUCAACAAUAACGCAUCCUUUCGAAUUUGACUUUUACCUUACGAGUCAUUCUAGCUCAGUAGGAACUUCACGCUCAACACAUUAUCAUGUAUUGUAUGAUGAAAACCAAUUCACAUCUGAUUCACUUCAAACCUUAUCAUACAACUUGUGUUACACAUUUGCGCGGUCUACACGUGCGGUUUCUAUUGUCACACCAGUAUACUAUGCUCAUUUAGCUUGCAAUAGGGCUAGAUUUCAUUUUCGAGGCGAAAAUUGGAGCGAUAUAGAUUCCGAAACUGGUGGAUCUGUAUCAACGUACGGUAUGGUAAAGCCUGAAUUACAAAGUGUUAUGUACUUUAUAUAA